Zea mays is the source of this 1391-nucleotide messenger RNA. RefSeq names its product Peroxisome biogenesis protein 22. Gene Ontology annotation, biological process: peroxisome organization. The coding region runs from base 226 to 1077 and encodes 283 amino acids. NCBI's taxonomy places the organism in Eukaryota, Viridiplantae, Streptophyta, Magnoliopsida, Poales, Poaceae. The record is from RefSeq and is a predicted model, not a curated record. The transcript has 9 exons.
CUGUCCCGAGGCCCUCUACUGCAAGUUGCGCGCCUCCUCUACCCUUGAACUCUGAAAAAAAAGUUCCCGCAAAGCAAAAACUCUCUCUCCUCUUCUUCCUCGACCCUCGUCGUGGUGCGGGGCAUCUCGCACCCCACCCCCUGUCCUCCCGCUCACCGGUGUGCGCGCUUUCCUAGGGUUUCCGCUGCCCCCGCCGCCCACCCUGUUCUCCUCUCGUCAGCGGCGAUGGCGUCGGCGUCGGCCCCGGUGGCAGGGGCAGUGGCCGGGAAUGAUGACGAGCUCGCCGAUCUGGUGAGGCGCCUCGUGGACGCCCUCGCUCGCUACGCUGAUCGCCUGCCCUUCGACCUCGAUCGCCAGAAGCUCCGUUCACUUACUACACUUGCUGCAAUCUCGAUCACACUUCUGUUUGCCUGGAAAAUGUUGAGAGGUCCUCAAGAGCAACCUCCGAGGCCUCGUAGGAGGAUUGCCCCAUCGUCAAGCAACACCAGCACUAGAUCGCGACCAGGUGCUUUAACCACAACAGAUGCUUGUUCAUCAGCAGAUUCAAGAGCACACGAAGCAGUCAACCAGCUGUUCCAACCAGUAAAUCUGACUCUUGAGCAGCUUGUCAAGCAUAAGCUAAGUGGAGGACGAAGGUUCACAUGCCGCUUGCUUGGUGUGAUUUUGGAAGAAACAGCUCCAGAGGAGCUUCAGAACCAUGUCACAGUGAAGCCUUCCGUGGUGGAGGUUCUCCUAGAAAUUGCAAAAAUUUGUGAUGUGUAUUUGAUGGAGUGCGUCCUUGAUGACGAAAGCGAGGGAAAGGUUUUAUCGGCCCUGAGUGAGGCUGGCCUUUUUGCUGGUGGCGGCUUGAUAAAAGAUAAGGUUCUCUUCUGUAGUACAGAUAACGGCCGCACAUCUUUCGUUCGGCAACUCGAACCUGAUUGGCACAUCGACACAAGUCCUGAAAUCGUUCACCAAUUAGCUAGGUUUAUCAAAUAUCAACUGCACAUUUCACCGCAGCGACCGGAAAGAACAGCAUCCAAUGUCUUCAGCGCUCCAAGCCUGGAACAAUAUUUUGGAGGCCUAGACCAGAGAUAGAGUUUCUUUACCUGCAGGUCAAACUCCAUCCAGCGAAGUGUUGGCAGCGGCUUAGUGAGAACGGAGGACAUCAUUGUUUUUUUUUUCCUUCUUUCGUCAGCUCGGCUCGAGUGAUGGAACUCAUUUUUCCUGUACCAUGUGUAAAAGCCUGUGCUAUGUACACGUUGUUGUGCGAUAUGCAGUGCCCCCAUAAUCUAUGCAGGGAGAUGACAAAUGUAAUACUAGCAUACUUGGCGAAUCAGCCAGUUGUGUUAAUGUACAAGUAUAACCAAAAUAGUUGCAAGUGUCAACCUGCUGCUAUUGCCAUUCGCUCU